Messenger RNA from Zingiber officinale, 1155 nucleotides. Its product is annotated as ribosome biogenesis regulatory protein homolog. The transcript has 8 exons. The record is from RefSeq and is a predicted model, not a curated record. Lineage: Eukaryota; Viridiplantae; Streptophyta; Magnoliopsida; Zingiberales; Zingiberaceae. Gene Ontology annotation, cellular component: preribosome, large subunit precursor; nucleus; nucleolus. Gene Ontology annotation, molecular function: protein binding. Gene Ontology annotation, biological process: ribosomal large subunit biogenesis; ribosomal large subunit export from nucleus; endonucleolytic cleavage in ITS1 to separate SSU-rRNA from 5.8S rRNA and LSU-rRNA from tricistronic rRNA transcript (SSU-rRNA, 5.8S rRNA, LSU-rRNA). The coding region runs from base 48 to 1007 and encodes 319 amino acids.
GUACCAGCAGAGAACAACGUCCUCUUUCUCCACCUCACACCUUCGCGAUGGAGUUGGAGAAAUAUCAGAUCGACUUGGGAAACCUCAUGGGAUUCGAUGCCACUCACCAUUUCGACUCCAUCCCCUCUUCUCGGGAGGAGCUAGCCAAGCUGUGCCUGGAGAAGGGAACGGAGCUUGUCCAAGCCAUAGCCAAUGCUCUUUUCGCACUCCCUGCAACUGAGGAUCGUGAUGGGCCCAUCGUUCAUUUGCCGCAGCCAACUACCAAGCUUCCGAGGGAAAAACAUUUUCCCAAACCUAAGCCUCCUACAAAGUGGGAAUUGUUUGCUAAAAUGAAAGGUAUAACGAAGCGGAAGAAAGGGAAGCGCGCUUUUGAUGAACAAACUGGUACUUGGAAAAGAACUCAUGGUUAUGACCGGAUCAAUGAUGAUAAAGAUAUACCAAUCAUUGAGGCUAAAUUGUCAGAUGAGCCAGGAGAGGACCCCCUUGGCAAAAGAAAGGAUGAAAAGAAAAAACGAAUUGAAAAACAAAAGAAAAAUCAGUUGCAGAACCUCAAGCAAGCUGCUAAAGCUGGUGCCCUUCCAAGUCACGUACAAUUUGCUGCAACAGCAUUGCCCAUCACAGGAACCCGUGCAGAUCUGCCUACCAAAUCUAGUAAAGAAGAACUCGAGAACGUAGCUGGGAUGGCAGCGACAGCUACAGCGAGUGGUGGGAAAUUCGAUUGGAAGCUUCCAGGAGAGAAACCUCUUAAGCAUACUGGCAAGCAUCGAAAGUUCCUCCCUGUGGUCGAAGGCAAGGGAAUGAGCUCACAAGAGCAAAAACAAACAGCAAAAAUUCUUGAACAGCUAAUGGCCAAAAGCUCCAACAAUAUACUUGAUGUCAAUAAGGCUGUCACAGUGUUUAACGUGAAAAAGGAGAGGAAGCGAAGGAUGGAAAAGGAGAUCCAGAGAACUACGCCCAGUAAACUUGAGCCAAAGAAAUCUCUUAAGAAACCAUCAAAGAAGCACUAGAUGGUAACAUCCUCACUUUAUGUAACUUAUUAUUGUCAAAUUUCUAUCCUAGUAGUUUACUUUUUUGUAUCGAUAAGAAACUGAAGACCUGGUGGACUAUAGUUUAGUGUAUUAACAGUGGUAACUUCUCGUUUUGUACUGUCACCAA